AUGGUCAUCAUCGACGACCACGAGUACCUCUCCGCAGAGGAGAAGCGGCUCAAAGAAGAUCGCGAUCGAGUCCGCUACUGGAAGAAAUGGGGUCCCUAUGUUGCCGAGAGGCAAUGGGCCACUGUGCGUGAAGAUUACUCUGAGAACGGCGAUGCGUGGAGUCAUUUCUCGCACGAGCAUGCUCGGUCAAGAGCCUACAGAUGGGGUGAAGACGGUAUAGCCGGAGUCAGCGAUACUCAUGGCCGGCUCAACAUUGCCUUUUCAUUCUGGAAUGAGAAAGAUGAUUUUCUCAAAGAACGGCUUUUCGGUCUCUCGAACCCCCAGGGUAAUCAUGGUGAGAGUGUCAAGGAGUGUCAUUUUCAUCUAGACAAUACCCCUUCGCACUCCUAUAUGAAGUUUCUUUAUAAAUAUCCGCAAAAAAAGUUCCCCUACCAGGAACUCGUCGACGAAAACGCACGUCGCGGAAAGGACGAGCAUGAAUACCAGAUUCUAGACACUGGCGUCUUCGCCGAAAACCGGUACUGGGACAUCUUCAUUGAGACCGCCAAGGAAGAAGACGACGAGGAGGAACUGUCUUUUCGGGUCAUUGCUUACAAUAGAGGUCCAGAGCCCGCACCACUGCACAUUGUCCCCCAUGUGUGGUACAGAAACACCUGGGCUUGGGGAUGGGAGGAUAAGGAGAAGAAACCCAAAAUCAAGCAGACUGGGCCGCUUACCGCUAAAUCUUCGCACCAUAGCCUUGGUGAUCGAUACGUGCGCCUCUCACCGUCGCCACCUUUCAAUGGUGGAGAAGAGGACAUCCAACCCCAGAUGCUCUUCACCGAGAAUGACUCUAACAACAAAGCACUCUGGGGGUCAGAAAACGAUCAGCCGUAUGUCAAAGAUGCGUUUCAUCGCCACAUCGUUGAUGAAGAAAAGGGGGUCAUUAACCCGGACAAUGAGGGCACCAAAUUCGCUGCCUGGUACGCUUUCGAUGAAGGCGACGGCGUUCCUCCAGGCGAGUGUGUUGUUGUUCGGUUCCGCUUUUCUAGAAAGGACGAGGAAUAUCUCAACGAAGAGGAACUUGAUGAUGUUAUAGAGCAGCGCAAGGGAGAAGCCGACGAUUUCUUUUACCGCAUCAACCCCCUCCCCAUUGCCGAUGAUCUCAGAAACAUCCAGAGACAAGCCCUGUCUGGAAUGAUGUGGACAAAGCAGUUUUAUCACUUCAUAUGGGACCAAUGGGCCAAUGGGGACCCUAACACAGUACCGCCUCCUCCCGGUAGGAAGAACGUUCGCAAUCAAAACUGGCGGCACAUGUACCUCGAUGACAUCCUGUCCAUGCCUGAUUCAUGGGAAUACCCUUUUUUCGCCGCAUGGGAUAGUGCUUUCCACUGCAUCCCGCUGGCCAUGAUCGACCCCGACUUUGCAAAGAAGCAGCUUGAUCUGCUCACCCGGGAAUGGUACAUGCACCCUAAUGGACAACUCCCUGCCUACGAGUGGAACUUUAGCGACGUCAAUCCACCAGUUCACGCUUGGGCUGUCUUCAGGACAUUCAAGAUAGAACGGAAAAUGUACGGUCGACAGGAUCUCGACUUCUUGGAACGCGUGUUCCAAAAGUUACUUUUGAACUUUACUUGGUGGGUAAACCGCAAGGAUACUGAUGGCAAAAAUGUUUUUGAAGGAGGUUUCUUAGGCCUCGACAACAUUGGUCUAUUCAACCGCUCCGAGCCACUACCUACCGGCGGUGUGUUAGAACAGGCCGACAGUACCGGUUGGAUGGCUUUCUAUUGCCUAAACAUGCUGAACAUUGCUCUUGAGCUUGCAAAACACCGUCGCACAUACGAAGACAUUGCGUCAAAAUUCUUCGAACACUUUGUAUUGAUUAGCGAUGCUAUGACGUUUAAAAACCAGGGCACUGAAACCUCCUUGUGGAAUGAAGAGGAUAACUUUUAUUACGAUGCCAUUUCCUACGGAGGCCCAUGGACUCAACAACUUCCGGUGCGCUCGCUCGUCGGUCUAAUUCCGUUGUAUGCCGUCCUUACACUCGAACCCGAAAUCAUCAACAAGUUUCCCUCCUUCAAGCGCCGGCUCGAUUGGUUCAUCGAAAACAAAAACGACGUCGCAGAACGGAAUAUUGCGAGCAUGCGUCGACGAGGUAAAGAUGACCGCCUGCUGUUGGCUCUUGUCAGCAAGGAUCGCCUCGUGAAGAUUCUCCAACGAAUGCUGGACGAGACAGAGUUCCUUUCGGAUCAUGGCAUUCGAUCUUUAUCUAAAUUCCAUAAAGAGAACCCAGUCUCGAUGGAUGUCAAUGGCCAGGAGUUCAAAGUUAGCUACGUUCCGGGUGAUUCUGACAGCGGGCUAUUUGGUGGUAACAGUAACUGGCGUGGACCAAUUUGGAUCUGUGUCAAUUUUUUGCUCAUUGAAUCUCUCUUGCGAUUUUACAUGUUCUAUGGCGAUACCCUCAAGGUGGAAUGUCCGACGGGCUCCGGGGAUUACAUGCAUCUAGGGCACGUUGCCGAAGAGCUUCAACACCGCUUACAGCACCUGUAUUCCAGGGACUAUGACGGCCGACGUGCCAUCAACAACAAGAAUGACCUUCUUGACUUUGACAAGCACUGGAAGGACUACCUGUGGUUCUACGAAUUUUUCGAUGCCGACACCGGCCGCGGGCUGGGUGCAUCUCACCAAUGCGGAUGGACUGGGCUGCUGGCGAAAGUUAUUCAUGACACGGGCUUGAACUGCCGCUUGCCACAAACUCCUCGUACACCAACAACCGCGGCGGCCCAUUACUUUGACGAUAUCUUCUCUCGCUCUGCUAAGCCAAGCAAAACUCCAAACAGCCGGUUGCGACGAUCUUCCACCAGUCGUUCUAUCGGCAAUCGCAGUGACUUUGAGGCUGCUCUCGAUGGAGAUGCUGAAAGCGAAGACGGCGCCCACUCGUACGAGGCGAACAAUCGCAACAACGAGAGCGAUGCGCAUUUCAACAACUAUGUCAGCGACCAACUCAACCGCGUAAGAAGCCGCACGUCACUAGCAGCAUACGAAGACGAGUUUGAGGCGCAGCUGGAUGCCAAUGGUGCCAAUGGACAUUGA
Talaromyces rugulosus is the source of this 3072-nucleotide messenger RNA. RefSeq lists its product as uncharacterized. Gene Ontology annotation, cellular component: endoplasmic reticulum membrane. Gene Ontology annotation, biological process: protein N-linked glycosylation; oligosaccharide metabolic process. The record is from RefSeq and is a predicted model, not a curated record. Bases 1 to 3072 code for a protein of 1023 amino acids. The transcript has 9 exons. Gene Ontology annotation, molecular function: Glc3Man9GlcNAc2 oligosaccharide glucosidase activity. Lineage: Eukaryota; Fungi; Ascomycota; Eurotiomycetes; Eurotiales; Trichocomaceae.